This is a messenger RNA of Seriola aureovittata, 8438 nucleotides long. RefSeq names its product partitioning defective 3 homolog. Gene Ontology annotation, biological process: establishment of cell polarity; cell adhesion; establishment of centrosome localization. Gene Ontology annotation, molecular function: protein binding; phosphatidylinositol binding. Gene Ontology annotation, cellular component: cell cortex; apical plasma membrane; adherens junction. The coding region runs from base 245 to 4495 and encodes 1416 amino acids. NCBI's taxonomy places the organism in Eukaryota, Metazoa, Chordata, Actinopteri, Carangiformes, Carangidae. The transcript is spliced from 26 exons. The record is from RefSeq and is a predicted model, not a curated record.
GAGGGAGGGAAGGAAGAAGAGAGAGAAGCUAAACAGGUGGUCUGAAAACACACAGAAAACAAUGUCGUUCGGCGGGGAGAGGCGGAAAGACCUUUAGUUCUCGCUUCUACAAAGGAAUACCGGGACAGCCGCGGAGCAGAACCAACAAAAACCCAUGCUCCUGUUUUAUUUCCACACGGAUUUCUCCGCCUCCUCCUCUCCUCGGUUUGACUCCGAAUCUGGGCAAGAUCUCGGAUACUAAACCAUGAAAGUCACGGUGUGUUUUGGCAGGACCCGGGUGGUGGUGCCGUGCGGGGAUGGAAAUAUUAAAGUGCACACACUCAUCCAGCAGGCUGUCAUGAGAUACAAGAAGGCUAUAGCCAAGGAUGCUAGUUACUGGCUGCAGGUCCACCGGCUGGAACACGGAGAUGGCGGCAUCCUGGACCUGGAUGAUGUGCUCUGCGAUGUGGCCGACGACAAAGACAGGUUGAUAGCUGUGUACGAUGAGCAGGAGCCCCAUCAUGGAGGUGACGGUACCAGCGCCAGCUCCACGGGGACCCAGAGCCCCGACCUCUUUGCCGCAGACCUCAGCGCCGGCAGUGGAGCUUCAGCGUUUCAACCCUACCAGGCUGCCAGCGAGAUCGAGGUUACGCCCUCCGCCUUGCGCACCAAUAUGCCCCUCCACGUCCGGCGCAGCAGCGACCCCGCCCUGCUGACCAUCAACGGGCCGUUCAGCGGCAGCGAGUCACGGGUCCAAACGGAAGAGCAGCCGUCGAGGAAGAACCCGACCCGCUGGUCCACCACCGCUGGCUUCUUGAAAGCCCGCCACUCGACUGGCACCAACAGUCUAGAGAGGAAGGGUAAAGGUAUGGACACGUAUCGCAGUCUGCCGCGGGAUGCAGGGACGUGGGCCAAUCAGAGAGAGUUUCAGAGAGAGACGGCCCGCUCAUCACUCAGUGCCAAUCACCCCAUGGUGGACCGAUGGCUGGAGAGACAAGAACAGGAGGAAGAGGCCAGAGAGGAAGAAAACGGUCGGAUCGAGCCGGUUGGACGAGCCGACUCCUGCAUGGACCACGCCCCUGUGAGGUCACUAGAAGACAUAGUCAAACUGGUGGAGGUGUCAAACGAUGGCGGGCCCCUGGGAAUCCACGUGGUGCCUUUCAGUGGCAGGGACCGCAGGACUCUUGGCUUGUUGGUCAAGCGUCUGGAGAGGGGCGGGAAGGCCGAGCAGCAAGGCCUCUUCCAGGAGAACGACUGUAUCGUCCGUAUCAAUAACGGAGACCUGCGAAACAUCCGCUUUGAACAAGCCCAGAACAUGUUCCGUCAGGCCAUGCGCUCUCCGGUCAUCAUGUUUCACGUGGUGCCGUCGUCCAUGAAGGCCCACUACGAGCAGCUGUCCCACGCCGAGAGGAACCCGGCGUACGCCUCGGGUCGUUUCAGCCCCGACUCCCUGACCGGCAGCACCGUCUCCGGCAUGGACCACACCCCGCAGAGGAUGUCCCGACACGGCUCCCAGUCGCACCCACACUCCCAUCCGCACCCUCACUCCCACGCUCACCCAGACCCGACAGAAGGCUACCCUCCUCUGACUCACCCGGCAGUCUCUGCGGCCAAGCCUCCGACGGGGCACACGCACUCACCUCAGAGGGGGCUGAACUCCACCCCAACGGGAGGAUAUACCAAAAAAGUCGGGAGGAGGCUCAACAUCCAGCUAAAGAAAGGUCCCGAGGGACUCGGCUUCAGUAUUACAUCACGGGACGUUCCCAUCGGGGGCUCGGCACCCAUCUACGUAAAGAACAUACUGCCAAGGGGAGCUGCCAUCCAAGAUGGCCGCCUGAAGGCAGGAGACAGGUUGCUGGAGGUGAAUGGAGUGGACCUGAAUGGGCGGACCCAGGAGGAGGUGGUCUCUCUGCUCAGGGCCACACCCAUGGGCGGGGCUGUAGGGCUGCUGGUCCUACGCCAGGAAGACACUUUCCUCCCUCGAGAAGUGAACGCUGAGCCCCAGGUGCAAUGCCCCAGAGAUUCGCAUCCAAGGCAGCCCGUGAUAGCCGGGAAACCCCAUUGGCUGAUUGAGAAGACAGAGGAGGAUGAGCUGGUCCUGACUCCAGAUGGGACCCGGGAGUUCCUGACCUUUGAGAUCCCCCUCAGUGACUCGGGUUCAGCGGGUUUGGGUGUCAGCGUCAAAGGCAACCGCUCCAAGGAGAACCACGCCGACCUGGGCAUCUUCGUCAAAUCCAUCAUCAAUGGAGGGGCGGCAUGCAAGGACGGACGGCUUCGAGUGAACGACCAGUUGAUCGCUGUCAACGGGGAGUCGCUAUUGGGCAAAACCAACCAAGACGCCAUGGAGACGCUCCGCAAGUCCAUGUCAACGGAAGGCAACAAACGUGGGAUGAUCCAGCUCAUCGUGGCCAGACGAGUGGCCAAACGAAACGAGGAGACACCGGGCAGCCCACUGGGACCCCAGCCGACCAUGAGCACCCCUCUGGACGACCACGAGCGCCGAAUCUCCCACUCCCUGUAUGGUGGCCUGGAGGGUCUUGAUGACAACCUGAUGCCACGACAAGGCAUGAUGCCACGCACAAUAGGUAACUAUCAGCUCUCUCCGACUGUCAACAUGCCGCAGAACGACACUGUGAUCAUAGAGGACGACCGGCCGCCGCUCCUCCCGCCACACCUCUCCGACCAGUCGUCGUCCAGUUCCCAUGACGACGUGGGCUUCACCGCUGACAUGACGCCACAGUGGGCCAAAGAGCUGCCCACUCAGAAUGACAGCUCCCUGGGUCAAGAUGAAAACAAUCCAGACACCGCCUUCCAGAGGGAAGGUUUUGGACGCCAAAGCAUGUCGGAGAAACGUACCAAGCAGUUUGGAGACGCCUCUCAGCUCGAGAUCAUCAAAACACGCAAGUCCAAGAGCAUGGAUCUAGUAGCCGAUGAGAUUAACCUCACCCCUCGUCCCGAGAGCAACACAGGUUCCUCCACAAGGGAUGUGGGGCCAUCACUAGGUUUAAAGAAGUCCAGCUCUCUCGAGAGCCUCCAGACAGCUGUUGCCGAGGUAACCCUCAACGGGGACCUCCCAUUCCACAGGCCUCGCCCCCGCAUCAUCAGGGGGCGCGGCUGCAACGAGAGCUUCAGGGCGGCCAUCGACAAAUCCUACGACCGACCGGCUGCCACGGAGGAGGACGAUGAGGGCAUGGAGACAUUGGAGGAGGACACGGAGGAGAGUUCACGAUCAGGGAGAGACUCUGUGUCCACGGUGGCCGACCAGACCCCGCUGUCCGGCACCGAGAAACCGCUCGUCAACGGCACCAACCGCACCAAAGAGGAGAAGAAGAAGGACAAGGACAAGGGAGGGAAGGAGAAGAAGAAGCAGGAGGGAGUGAAGGAGAAGGACAAGGGAAAAGCCAAGAAGGGCAUGCUGAAGGGACUCGGGGACAUGUUCAGGUUUGGGAAGCACCGAAAGGACGAGCGGCCGGGCGAAAAGAUGGAUCGUAAAGGCUCCAGCAAAUGGAGGCCUGAGGAGACGCAGGUUUCUGAGGAGGAGACAAUGAAGAUGAGGAUGGAGCAGGAGAGGAUCCAGGCCAAGACCAGGGAGCUGAGAGAGCGACAGGCCAGGGAAAGGGACUACGCCGAGAUUCUGGACAUAAGCCGCACGCCGGAGAGGUCCUCUGAGGAGGAGCACACGUACGCCGGAAUCAACCCCCUGAACAGCUCCGUGGACAGCGGUCACAGCCGACCCCACAGCCCCCGAGACGAAUACCCCCACAUCCAUCCACACCACCAGCAGCAGCACUCCGAUUCCCUCUACACCCAAGUCAGCAAAGCUCGCAAUGACCGGCCUCCAUCUGCAGACAGUAACCGGCUAACCCCUAGCAACCACGACCGGAUACAGAGGCUGAGGCAGGAGUUCCAGCAGGCCCAGACCGUCCCGGACGACCCCGACGACCGCAGGAGGACCUACAGCUUCGAGCAGCCCUGGUCAAACACCAGCAGCAACGGUCCGGGCGGGUACAGUCAGCCGGGUCGCCACUCGGUGUCGGUCGAGGUUCAGAUGCAGAGACAGAGGCAGGAGGAGAGGGACUCGUUCGCCCAGGCACAGCGACAGUACAGCUCGCUACCAAGGCAACCCAGGAAGAACCCUAGCUCCAUCUCCCAAGACUCAUGGGAGAAGGCGUACCCACCUGGAGAGGGUUUCCAGACCGCCAAGGACAACCCCAGAUACUCCAGCUACCAGGGCUCCAGGAACGGUUACCCGGGCGGCGGCAGUGUCAACGCCAGGGUCCUUCUGGAGGCCCAGGAGCUCCUGAGGCAGGAGCAACGGCGCCGUGAGCAGGAAGCCAAAGGGAAAUUAAUGCAGGAGAGCAGCGGCAACAGCAGCUACGAGGGGUACACUGCGGCUCACCUGAAGGACCCAGCCUCGCCCAAGGGUCCCUACCGCCAAGAUGUGCCGCCUUCACCCUCGCAGUUAGCGAGGCUUAAUAGGUUGGGGUCGGAGAAAGGAAGACUUUUUUAUUCCUGAGGAGCGUUGCUGGACUUGAUGGAUAAAGAGCUGAACAGAGAACUUUUGGCUCAGGAGCUGAGGGGGGGGGGUUACCUUGAAGAAACCGCAGAAGUGGACGCUACAAAUCUUGACAAAGGACAACCUUAGAGGUCUUAUAGCCCCCUCUUAGAGGUAAAACAGCUGUGAAGUGUGCUCAGUAUGUGGGUGUUUGUGUUGGAUCCCUAGCUGUGCCGAUGACCUAUACAGUAGUCACUCAGUCGCUCGCCCUGCUACAGACUUGAGACGCUCAGUGCCUUCUCUGCAUUCACAAACACGGCGCUUGUUCGCAGGCGUCCAGGACUCAGACUCUUCGAGACCUGGCACCGUCACGUAUUGACAAUCAAACGGGCAAGUGAGCGGUCGUUCUCUCUGAGCCCACGGGGAGGCGUACAACAACGUUUCUGUUGUGUGGGCAUGUGACGAGGUACAUGUUUCACGAUUGAGUAUGUUUUUUACGUGGCUUUACAGAGUGUCACGUGGACGCCCCCCCCACCGGUCACAAGUCACCUUUUCCUCACCUUCACUAAAGUUAACAUUCAACCCCCUCUACCAACUAGGAACGCUGCUGGCUUUGCUGUGCUUUCUGUUUUCUCUACUUCAGGCGUUUUCUCCUCAGCGAUCGGGCUCUCUCACAUGAGUACUCCCAGGGGGGCAGAGAAAACAAGGCAAAGUGUAUGAAAGAAGCAGGGCACAGUGUGUGUGUGUGUGUGUGUGUGUGUGUGUGUGUGUGUGUGUUAUUAAUAAAAAAAAAAAAAACCCUCAUAAAUGAUUCAUAUGGUGUGUUAUCUCCGUGAGGGAGACCCAAGCAGAGAGGGUCGACAGCUCUGAUCCUGUGCCUGGCCCCCCUUGCACUGCUCUGGGCUUGACUCACUGGCCUGCCUGCCUGUCUGUCUGGAGCUCUGGCUCCCAUCCCUCCUCCCGUUGUUCUCGUCAUCUCUCUGUUCAUUACGCGCCUUUCUUCUACCUUUCUGCUCUCCCUUCCUCGCUCCUCUCCCGCCUUCCUCUCAUCCCAGCCCUCCCCUUCCCUUUACUCUUCCUCCUGCUACCCAGUACCACCACCCUCCUCCUCCUUGUCUCCCGAGUCAGGCUGUGCACUGAAUUUUUCAUCACAAGCCACCUGCUGCCUGCCAGAGCCAAAGCACGCUGCCACCAGAGGCACCGACAGAGGGCCCGGCUUCUGACAUAAAGACAGGAAUGAAAGCAUAAAAAAGAGUGAGGAUAAAGAUGGUAGAGAGACAAUGAGCCUCCCAGUGUGAGAUUAGCUGCAGCUUUUCUCCUGUUUUUUAACAAAAGGCAAAAUUGUCCUCAGGAGUUGAUUGCUUUCGAUUGCUAUAAUUGCUUUUUCUAUUUUUUUUUUUACCUUUUUAAGCAUUUAGCCAACAUAUUUCUCCAGAGUGAUUUGAAAAUAGGGAGCGGGUAGGGGUGCCAUCUUGCUUUCAAAAAAACACAGCAGUCAAUGGAUGAACAGAGUGCUGCUGGCUUUUAAAGGAUGGGUUGAAUGAAAUUACAAAAAGCAGAGUUUUGAUUUUAUUUGUCCAGGUUUUCUGAUGCCAUCCUAAUACAGCGGAGGAGAAAAAUCUGCAGAAAUCUGUCUUUGAAUUGAUUGAGUUUGUAUGAAAACUGCUGACAGUGCACUAGCACUAGUCAUAUUCAUGGUCCCUAAUUGAAAGUUAGCGGGCUUGUUAGCUCGUUCGCUAACUAGACAAUGAGUUUAUUCAAACCAUGUUCAGACCGAAAGCGGCAAGAAAUUCAAAGUGACCAAAAGUCAUUCAUUUUCUACGUGAACCAGACAGAAGCAACAGAACACUAGAGAACACAACCGUGUAAACUUCCCAUCAAACAUUCGUUCCCAAGCACAAUGGAGGAGAAAUAAAUAAUUGCGGUGGCGGGUGCGUCCCUGUGUACUUACAGGGUAAAAAACGAUGCAUGGAAAAAGGUAUCCGACAUUGUAGGUGUUCGAAGUGUAGCCUAUAAUUGCAUGCUAACUAGCCCCAUGACACGCAAGUGUUGCACAGGGUUGCUUGACAACUUGAUGCAAAUGAAUCGGUAAUGUUAGGGAUUUCAUGUUGCUAACUUAUACACUACUUGUGGUCAGUUGGCACAAAGAUCCUUGCUGACAUGCCUGUUUCCGUUGCGGACCCUGAAAUUACACUUUGCUAAACCAAGCAUUCAGAACAAACUGUGCUGUCUGUCCGUUUCAUCUACGUCAUCUACGUCAACUUCAACAGCGCCCUUCUCAGGGCAGCCAGAGCGAUUUCUUGUGUUCUUGCUGCUUUCAGUCUGAACAUACAGUUCUUCUCAGUUUAUGCUCCAACAGAGUAGGGUUGUAUAAAAGCAGUUGGUGCAGUGGAAGACAAAAAGGUAAGUCAUGAUAACCUCCCCUUACCUCAACUGUAUUAGGGUGGAGACAGAAAUCUGAAAACCUGACUAAAUGAAAACAAAACUAUCUGCAUGAUUAGAAGUCCUGGUAGUAAUAAAAACCGACUCUUUAAACCAGUGGAAUCUUGUUUAUGAAUCAUGUUAGCCCAGUGGAUUGUGUCAUUAUAACCUGAGAGUAUUCUCAUUUUCAUUCCAGUCAAACUCUACAGCUGCUGAUUGGCAAUUUUUCCACCCAGAGGGGAGGAACUAAUCAGUAAAACCAGCCGCUGUAGUUGUAGGUCGUGAAAAAGGGAGACCUUGGGGGCUGAUCACACACGUUUUAAAACUCACUGCCACAGCCCACCGGCCCACCUCUAUAAUUGUUGCAGUAGGUGUCGACCAAUCCGGUUCAAACCUGCCCGUCUUUGACAUCACUAAUCUGCCUGCGAAAGUGAACAAAUGAGACCGAGCCGAGGUCGAACUUUAAGCAAAAAGGGAAAUGCAAAAGAAUAAAUAAAUAAAGCUGUGGAAAACAAACAGGCGGGGUGCGUAAUUGCCCUUCACUCUCCAUAUGCAGAGCAAAGCUGCGUGACAUACAUUAUCUCCUGUUGGUUAAUGAAGGCCCUUGCUGGGAAAGAUGCAGGCUUAGGUAGAGGUAACAGAUGAUGAACGGCAAUAUGAAGAAGAUGAAGAAGAAGAGAGAAAAAAAAGGAAUUUUUAAUGGCAUUACUUCAGUUUGUAAACCUGUAUCGUAGGCCGAGGAAAGUUCACAGCACAGCAACAGUGCUUUAAGCUAAUUAAGAAUUCCCUUCUGCAUUAUGGAUGUACAUGGGUGUAACAACACACACACACUGAAGCCCCUCGCCAGUGUAUGUGUGUUUACAUCCAUGCCACAAAACUGUUACCAAAUAAGACACAAACUGUGUGAUGUGAGGGUGAAAAAGAAUAAAAGUCCACUCUGAAUGGUUUUUCAUUAGAAGUGUUUGGUUGAGCGGCCACUACUUCUUGCUGUGAACAUUAGUGACCAGCACAUUUUAGAAGGAUGUAUUUGACCCCUUGCUCUAAAUGUCAUGGAUUUUGCUGUUGUAGCUGUCCAGUUACGGGGGUCUGAUAGCGAUAAGUGCCUGAGAUAAUACCAUAAUAUUUUACACAAAGAGGGACACGAUGUGAUUUGUUUGUCAGUGACACUACAGCACACAAACUACAGUGUGUUUUUUUGUAACAUUUUUAAUAUCAUAUGAAAAUAAAAAUGUCAUUUUUUUGGGGUACUCCUUCCUGAACCUUUUUUUAAUUUUAUUCACAAGAGCCAACACUUACAAGCGGUUAUCAGUGUAUUUGUAUCCUGUUUGACAUUGCCUUCAACCAUGCUGUACCAUGAUGUGUUUAAGUAUAAAAAAAAGAAAAAAAAAAAAGAAAUGGAAGCUAUUGGAAGCUGAUGUGCAAUUGUUUUUGUUUUUUUUCCAGAAAACUUUUACAUGAUAUAUUAAGAAAUGUAUACAGCCACUUUUUUCCUGUACAUAUCAAAUUUAGAAUAAAACGGAAGGCUGUUCCAUCCUGUUUACAA